Prosopis cineraria is the source of this 972-nucleotide messenger RNA. RefSeq lists its product as uncharacterized. The transcript has 5 exons. Lineage: Eukaryota; Viridiplantae; Streptophyta; Magnoliopsida; Fabales; Fabaceae. Bases 1 to 417 code for a protein of 138 amino acids. The record is from RefSeq and is a predicted model, not a curated record.
AUGAAGGAAGUUAUGGAGCAGAGAGAGACGGUCGGUGGUGACCCAAAUCGUAGAGAAAGGGACUUUAAACUUUAUUGUAUCUUUACCAUCAUAGAGGUAAGUGGUCUCUGCAUCAGCUAUGAUGAGAAAGGGAUGUAUCUUCUGCAUUAUUUAUUUGUGCUUGGCAUUAGUUAUUGUAUCUUUCUCAAUUUAUGCUUGGCAUGGUUUCUUGGUUCUUUAGGGGGAUGUCAGGAAUGUUCUCAAGGUUGGUCAGAAGUGUUUGAGAGGGCAGGGCAGUGGUAUUUCCAAGCUCAAGAAGAUUGCAGAACUUACUCAGAAGCUGCAAGUGAUGUAGCAGACCAGGAAUUAAGUGGAGGAAAAUUGCAAGGUGAAUCAACUACUAUGCCGCUCACAUUCCGUGUGGAUGCACUUAAAUAAUUGUAGAAAAUGGCUGACAGGGAGCUUCUUGCUCUUAAAUAAGAGCUUCAGAAGGAAAUAGGAUGGCAAGGUGAGGACCCUUCAACAAAUUUUAGGUAUGGAAUCAAAUUAAUAUAUUGUACUCUGAAGAGGGAAUAUGUGAGCAGAUAGAGUUAGUUUAAGGGAGCAACUGGUAAUGAAAUUUUAGAGCAUUGAUUUUGUGGCGUGGACAAUGGAAGUUUAGUUAGAGUGACUAAGAAAAGUUAUGCAAGAAUUGGUUGAUCUCUUCAUAUGGCUGUGAAACUUAGCUGAGAUCAUUGUAAAGAUUGAUCAAGAGCCAAAGGAUUUUGGAGUUUGGAGUUUAUGAGAAGAUUCAGUUAACUGACGUUAAUUGUUGGUAAUCCAACUUGAAAGAAGACCUCACCUAGACACAUGGAGAAGUUGCAGCAAGAUGUCAAUCUGGGCAAUUCUGUUUGAUUAGCUUGUGGAGGUUAAUUCGUUCGCAGUAUUUAUUGUUAUAAUUGACAUAUUUAACUUAAUCUUUUCAGUUGCAAAUAUAUUUAAUUUUGUUGCAAA